Messenger RNA from Protopolystoma xenopodis, 396 nucleotides. Lineage: Eukaryota; Metazoa; Platyhelminthes; Monogenea; Polystomatidea; Polystomatidae. The record is from the annotation of a GenBank genome assembly.
AUGAAUUUGGAGCCGAUUCGCAUAUCUGAGAUCAAAGCUUGCUCUCAAUUCGUCUGUGGCUUUUCACAUGGUGGCCACACUUAUCUCGUUGCAUGUGCAGUGACCCGUGGCCAUCGUUCUUCUAUAUGGCUUUUUGAAAUUGCACGCGUUCGUGGCCGUCAUCGUGGCCUCCGUGAGAUUACUUUUCCUGCACCAGUACAAAGUCUUGGGCUAGUCCGAAAUGGUGACUGGUUGGCGGUGGGAGGACCGAGCCAUUUUGCCCUCUAUCGGGUCUGGUCUGAUCAGCAGCAGCAACAGCAGAUUCAGAUGCAAGGCAAGCUCAUAUAUUCACUACAUUUGCCCUCUUAUUUUGUAUCUUAUAUGAAUCUAAUUGAUAGAUUCCCUAACCUUAACUAG